AUCAGUAGACCAUGGAGGACCAUGGAUGUGGGUGUGACGGGUGUGUGCCGGAGGUGCAGGAAGUGCAGGAAGUGGUAGUGGCGCUCCUGGACCGGUGUGAAGUGUGUGGACUGCAGGACUCACAGGAACAUGUGGAGUUACACAGAGAGAUGUGUGGAGCGAGGAGAGACUCGGCAGCCAUGGCGGAGUCAGAUCCUAUAUCAGCGGCCAUUGGCGAUUUUGGCCGGUGGCAGUUCAUGCUGACGUUCCUCCUAUCACUGUUCAACUUCCCCUGCACGUUCCACAUCUUCUCCCCCACCUUCCAGUCGGCCGUCGGAGACUACUGGUGUGCCAGGCCCGACCAUCUCAUGAACCUCUCGGUAGACACGUGGAAGGAGAUCAGCGGCAGGACAAUUAUCAAGAACGGUAUAGAGAAGUAUGACACAUGUUGGAUAAAAGAUGUGGACCUGAGCGACAUGACGGCGCUACUGAACGCCACCUACGCCAAGUACAGACGCUGUGACCGCUGGGAGUACGACGAGUCGGCCUUUGGCAGGAGUAUAGUCAGCGAGUGGGACCUUGUGUGUGACCACGCUGGGCUGACCGAAGUGGCGGAGAUGAUGUUCCUCAUAGGAGUGGCUCUUGGUGGUAUCUUCUCAGGAUAUUUCUCAGACAGGUUUGGCCGUAAGAUCGCCCUGAUGAUCUCCCUGGUACUACAGAUCACCCUUGGCCUGAUCCUAGCUGUCACAGAGUCCCUCACAGUCUACAUGGUAGGAAGAGCCAUCCUGGGCUUCGUCUGUGUCAGUGUCGUCUUCAGUGGCUUUGUACUUUGUAUGGAGCUGGUGGGAGGAAAAUGGCUGACUAUCUCUGGGGUCUCGUAUCUUUUCCCUCUGCCAUUCAGCUACAUGGCUAUUGCAGCCAUCGCCUACUAUGUCAGGGGCUGGAGACAUCUUCAGCUAGCCAUCACCUUGUCUGCUCUGCCCUUCCUGCUACUAUGGUGGGUUAUGCCGGAGUCGCCGAGAUGGCUGCACGCCACAGGUCAGAUAGACAAGACCAUCAGAGUACUGGAGGACGCAGCGAGAUUCAACAAGAUCACACUUCCCACCAACAUUGACAAGAUAUUGAAACAGUCGUCAGCGUCUGAGAUAGAAGGAGGAGCCAAGAGUGGAAUCGCUGAUCUUUUCCGCACUCCAGCCAUCCGACGCAUCUCUCUCAUCUUGUACGUCGUCUGGUUCUCGACCUAUCUUGUGUACUACGGGCUUGUCCUUAACCUCAACAACUUGGGAGGUGAUGUGUACGUCAACAGCGUCAUCUCUGGAGCAGUAGAGUUUCCCGCCAUCUUACUGAGUAUCUUCAUCCUCCUCAAGCUUGGUCGUCGUCUGCCGUUGAGUUUGUCUCUGAUAGGAGCUGGCAUCGCCUGCUUGCUGACUACUCCUGUUCCUUCUGACAUGCAGUGGGUGACUAUUCUGUUUGCGAUGGUGGGCAAGUUCUGUGUGUCAUCGAGCAACGUUGUGAUGCCUGUCUUCACAGCUGAGUUGUUCCCAACAGUGAUGCGCAACUUGGGCGUCGGAUCGUCCAAUGUUCCAGCCGGAGUUGCUCUUAUGCUUGUUCCAUACCUUUGGAGGCUGAAGGACAUGUACUUGGCGAUGCCGAUGAGUGUGCUAGGAGUGUUUGGUAUUGUGGGAGGGUUGGCUGUAUUGCUACUACCAGAGACUCAUGAUGCGGGUCUUAGCGAUACUGUGCCUGUGUCAUCUUCUGGAAAAUCAGAGAAAUCUACAGAGAAAAGUGAGAUUACCAAGGCUUAAGUUGGUUUUGGAACGAGUAUCUGCGAGAUCAGAUCAUCGAGUCGAGUCACCAGACACAGAAAUGUCCUAGAACUCAACUCAUCUCCACCGAACAACUACAGUCGUGACUAUGGAUGUUAUAUAACUUUACCUCCUUAAAAAAUGAGUUUUGACUUUCAUAAUGUAACAUGGGAUUCAUGAGGGAGGAUGAAGUAUGAGGAUAAGUUUGAAAAACGUUAAAAAAAUAAUCAAAGUAGAAGAAACAUUUCAACAAACUUAUACAAUGGGAAAAAGAAAAUUAAUUUUUUUUCUUUGAGAACUUACUAUAACUUUAUUUUAAGAUAAUUUUGUUCUAAUGGCGAAUAUGCUUGUUUUACAUAAAAGAUUUUUACCAUUGCAAAAGAAAAACAAUCCCAACAAUGUUAAGUUGAAAUUUCAGGGUUCUAAAUAAUCUUUGGGCUGUGAAUUUUGUAAGGAAUAAAAGAAUGGAGAGUAUAAUAGGAAUUUAUUUUUACUAAAUUGUAGUAGAAUAAAGUUUAGCCUUCAAUGCUUUGUUUACUGAUAUAGAUACGAAUAUAUUGUGUGUGUUUUUUUUACCAUAAUAUAAGUACCAGAUUUCAAGGCUUUUGUGUAAUUAAAUAUAAAUUUUAUCUUAGAAUCUUAUAGAAUGCUGUUGAGUCUUGAAAUAUUUAAUUCGUUUAUCACUUAAAUUUCCAUGACUGUAUGAUGUAAAUUUGUAUUCAAUACUAACACAUUUUUGCAACAACAUGAUGAAAAACUUGUAUCAAACUAUUGAGUUUUUUUUAAUAACUGAAAAUUUGUUGAAAUUGUGACAAAUUAAAUUUUUUGCUAUAUAAGUAACAUGUUCCCCUUUACUAGUUUCAUGUAACUCAAUACAAAAUUUAUUUUUGGUUUUUGGUUUCACCUUAUUCAUCCUUUAAAUAUAUAUACAGUAUGCUGUAUUCAAAAUUCAAAGAGAUUUUUUUUUAAUUUUAACACAUCAAUGAUGCAUUUUAUUUUGUAUAAUAUUUUUCGCUCUCUAACUAUAUGACUGGACUGUUUUUUUUUUAUUUCUUUUACUUCGAUGUUAGUUUUAUCAGGUAUAUAAAAGGUCAUAAAGAUUUUACAUAAUAUUGGAAGAAAUUGUAAUAUUAUGAAAUUACAUAAGUAUUUUUCUUAUUGGUGUAUUUUUAUAGUGAUAUUACUAAAAUAAAAUAUUAGAGUUUUAUAGUGAACCUGUAAGUCCUUGAUGUUAUUGUAUAGUUAGAAUAGCAUUAUUUCUUUAUUGAAAUUAUGUUAUUAUUUUAAACAGGGUGCAACGAUUAGUUUUAGUUAAUAAUAAUUUGAAGUUUAAAUGUAUAUAGUAUGUGCAUGAUAUUAUUAUUUUAUUGUAUGUAUUUUAUGUUCUGGAUAGGUUAAAUUAUCGAGCGCCCAUGACCCAAUAACAAUGGAUUAAAAUGACUGAAAUUCGAAAUAUGGAUUCACUAGAAGUUAAAGUAAAUAUAAUAGUUUCAAUAUGCUGUGACAACUCUUUUCUAAGCCUGUUUAUAAUUUUAAAUGUCACUAUUGCUCUAACAAAUACUGUAUAAAUCUUGAAACUAGAAUAGCACAAUAAAUUCAUUAAGAUCUGGUUUUGUUGACAGUCCAAUAAUUUGUACAACGAUAUUUUCCAAAAGCAUUUUUUCUACAUGUAGGCUUGGAUGUAAAAACAAGUUUUUAUGUUCAUUGUGGAUGUAGCCUCCGGAUUGCCAAAUAAUAUUAAAAAGGUUUAAAUACCUGCUAUCAAGCAAUCCAUUUAAUUGCAGUUGCAACUAGUUUCGACUCCUAUGUGGAGUCAUCAUCAGGCGGUACAAGGACUUCUUCUUUCUUCAUAUGAAGAGCGUCAUAUUUAACAUGUAAAAAUAAAUAAACAUUUACACACGACACAAAACACGUUACGGACACAGAAAAAAAAACAAAAAUAGAACCGAGCUUAAAAACAUUUACUGAUCAGUUUGGACAACAGACGACGCUAACCCGACGGAGUUUAAGUCCAUAAACUCCGUCGGGUUAGCGUCGUCUGUUGUCGUAACUGAUCAGUAAAUGUUUUGUGUCCGUAACGUGUUUUGUGUCGUGUGUAAAUGUUUAUUUAUUUUUAC
This is a messenger RNA of Macrosteles quadrilineatus (aster leafhopper), 3901 nucleotides long. Its product is annotated as organic cation transporter protein. Gene Ontology annotation, molecular function: transmembrane transporter activity. Bases 12 to 1784 code for a protein of 590 amino acids. The record is from RefSeq and is a predicted model, not a curated record. NCBI's taxonomy places the organism in Eukaryota, Metazoa, Arthropoda, Insecta, Hemiptera, Cicadellidae. The transcript has 12 exons. Gene Ontology annotation, biological process: transmembrane transport. Gene Ontology annotation, cellular component: membrane.